AUGAAUUGGGGUACUGAGCUUUGGGAUCAGUAUGAUAACUUAGCCGCCCACACGCACAAAGGAAUCGAGUUCCUGGACAAAUAUGGUAACUUCGUGAGGGACCGGUGCGCCAUAGAGCUCGAGUAUGCAGGAAAACUCAGGAGGCUCGUCAAAAGCUAUCAACCGAAAAGAAAAGAAGAAGAUGAAUACCAAUAUUCAGCGUGCAAAGCGUUCAAACAACUUCUACAGGAGCUGGGCGACUUCGCGGGGCAGCGCGAAGUUGUUGCGGAGAACCUACAGUCGAACGUCGUACGGGAGUUGCAUUUGCUUGCCAAGGAGCUGCGAGAAGAGAGAAAGCAACAUCUCAGCGAGGGCGCCAAACAGGUGGCGGUGCUCAACUCGGCCAUAGGAGCGCUGGACAGGGCGCGGAGGGCCUACGAGAGGGCCGCUAGAGAGUCCGAGAGGGCGCUCGAGACCUUCCAGAAGGCAGACGCCGAUCUUAGUCUUAGCCGCGCGGAGCUGGAGAAGCAGAAGGCGAACGUGAAGGCGAGGAGCCAGGCGUGCGAGGAGGCCAAGCAGGAGUAUACCGACCAGCUGCGGAAGACGAACGAGGCGCAGAGGCAGCACUACGAGCAGCGGUUGCCGCACGUCUUCAAACAGCUGCAGGACUUGGACGAAAAGAGAAUCAAAAAUAUAAAGAACUUCAUGUUAAGCUCCGUGGACGUUGAGAGGAAAGUUUUCCCUAUCAUAAUGCAGUGCCUUGACGGUAUGGAGUUGGCGGCGAAUAGUAUUAACGAGAAAGAGGACACACAGUUAGUAAUAGAGAGGUACAAAUCGGGCUUCGUGCCACCGGAGGACUUCAGAUUCGAAGCGACGUCCGGCGGCGAGAUGGCCGAGGUGGCGCCACAGAACCACCUGACCGCCGCGCGGGGCACCGUCUCCGGCCACCGGAUCAAGAAGCGCGGCGGCCUUUUGUCUAUAUUCAGCUCCAACAAGAACAACAUGUCGAUGGAUGGAAAGGAGGAUUAUUCAGAUUUGCCACCAAAUCAGAAGAAAAAGAAACUUCAGGCCAAGGUCCACGAGUUAAACAAGCAGGUUGCACAAGAGCAGGCCGCAAUGGAAGGUCUUAUGAAAAUGAAGGGCGUUUACGAAACAAACCCCACGUUAGGAGACCCAAUGACCGUGGAAGGCCAGCUGAACGAGUGCUGCGACAAGCUCAAGAAACUUCGAGCGCAGCUGCGCAAGUUCGAGGAGUUGCUUGCGGAGGCGAACAGUCUGGUGUGCGCGCCGCCGCUGCACCCGGCCUCUAGGACGAACGGAUCGGCCCCACCCGCCCAGGCCAUAAGCAUCGGCUCGAACAGCGAGUCGCUGUCGCGCUCCGCGUCCGAGUCGUCGGUGAGCACGGGCACGGGCACGAACGCGUGCGCGGCGGCGGGCGCGCGCGUCGCCGGCGGCUCGCCCGAGUCGGGCCUCGGCGGCGAGCUGGCCGCCGCGCACGACCACGCCAACGGCCACCACCACGACCACGACCACGACGACCACGACGAGCACGACGCGCACGACCACGAGUCCGACAUGGACUACUACUACGAGCCCGACCUGCAGCCGCUCGGCUACUGCAAAGCGCUGUACGCGUUCGAAGCGAACGGCACCGGCUCGACAAUGCGGAUGGAGUGCGGCGAGCAGCUGCUCGUGCUGGAGACGGACGCGGGCGACGGCUGGACGCGGGUGCGGCGCCGGCACACGCGCGAGGAGGGCUUCGUGCCCACCACGUACAUCGCCACCACGCUCUACGCGGACGCGCACGACCAC
Molecule: messenger RNA, 1791 nt
Organism: Iphiclides podalirius (scarce swallowtail)
Lineage: Eukaryota; Metazoa; Arthropoda; Insecta; Lepidoptera; Papilionidae
Source: the annotation of a GenBank genome assembly